Molecule: messenger RNA, 1483 nt
Organism: Pongo pygmaeus (Bornean orangutan)
Lineage: Eukaryota; Metazoa; Chordata; Mammalia; Primates; Hominidae
Gene: BABAM1
Product: BRISC and BRCA1 A complex member 1
Exons: 9
Coding region: 166-1179 (337 amino acids)
Biological process (GO): double-strand break repair; mitotic G2 DNA damage checkpoint signaling; positive regulation of DNA repair
Cellular component (GO): BRISC complex; nuclear body; BRCA1-A complex
Source: RefSeq, a predicted model, not a curated record
CCGCUGAACUACAUUUCCCAGGAGGCGUCGGGGCUGCGCCGUACAACUUCCGGCUGUAAAGAUGGCGGCUUCCUAGAGAGUCGGCGGCUGAUUUAGAAGGAGGUUCAGGCUACGGGGAGGAUUCUGGCUUCCCCUGUCCGUGUUCCGUCUAGCCACACAGGAGCCAUGGAAGUGCCAGAGCCCAGCAGCCCCACUGAAGAGGAGGAGGAGGAAGAGGAGCACUCGGCAGAGCCUCGGCCCCGCACUCGCUCCAAUCCUGAAGGGGCUGAGGACCGGGCAGUGGGGGCACAGGCCAGCGUGGGCAGCCGCAGCGAGGGUGAGGGUGAGGCCGCCAGUGCUGAUGAUGGGAGCCCCAACACUUCAGGAGCCGGCCCUAAGUCCUGGCAGGUGCCUCCGCCAGCCCCUGAGGUCCAAAUUCGGACACCAAGGGUCAACUGUCCAGAGAAAGUGAUUAUCUGCCUGGACCUGUCAGAGGAAAUGUCACUGCCAAAGCUGGAGUCGUUCAACGGCUCUAAAACCAAUGCCCUCAAUGUCUCCCAGAAGAUGAUUGAGAUGUUCGUGCGGACAAAACACAAGAUCGACAAAAGCCAUGAGUUUGCACUGGUGGUGGUGAACGAUGACACGGCCUGGCUAUCUGGCCUGACCUCCGACCCCCGCGAGCUCUGUAGCUGCCUCUAUGAUCUGGAGACGGCCUCCUGUUCCACCUUUACCUUCUCCUUAGCAUCCCCACCAGAUCUGGAAGGACUUUUCAGCCUCAUCCAGCAGAAAACUGAGCUUCCGGUCACAGAGAACGUGCAGACGAUUCCCCCGCCAUAUGUGGUCCGCACCAUCCUUGUCUACAGCCGUCCACCCUGCCAGCCCCAGUUCUCCUUGACGGAGCCCAUGAAGAAAAUGUUCCAGUGCCCAUAUUUCUUCUUUGACGUUGUUUACAUCCACAAUGGCACCGAGGAGAAGGAGGAGGAGAUGAGCUGGAAGGACAUGUUUGCCUUCAUGGGCAGCCUGGAUACCAAGGGUACCAGCUACAAGUAUGAGGUGGCGCUGGCUGGGCCAGCCCUGGAGUUGCACAACUGCAUGGCGAAACUGUUGGCCCACCCCCUGCAGCGGCCCUGCCAGAGCCAUGCUUCCUACAGCCUGCUGGAGGAGGAGGAUGAAGCCACUGAGGUUGAGGCCACUGUCUGAACCAUCCCUGUACAUCUGCACCUUCUUGUGCAAGGAAGUCCUUGGCCUAAAGCCUUGGUUCUCAAACUGGGUUCCUUGAGACCUCCGGGGUGCGGGGGGUUCCUGGAGGCACCUAGGGUACCUUGCAGGGUCCUAGGAAGGACCUGCAAUCCAGGAAACCCAGGAUUCCAGGAGGGAUUCCAGGAACUGUGGGCACCCAUUUUCUGUGUCUCCUGGCCCAUUUCCACUCCUAGUUUGUCGUGGAUAAUUUUUGUUCUUCCCUGUGUGAUUUUUGCCAUCAAAAUAAAAAUUUGAGACUCGUUAA